Messenger RNA from Camarhynchus parvulus, 2444 nucleotides. RefSeq names its product solute carrier family 25 member 44 (gene SLC25A44). The record is from RefSeq and is a predicted model, not a curated record. The coding region runs from base 357 to 1298 and encodes 313 amino acids. Gene Ontology annotation, molecular function: branched-chain amino acid transmembrane transporter activity. NCBI's taxonomy places the organism in Eukaryota, Metazoa, Chordata, Aves, Passeriformes, Thraupidae. Gene Ontology annotation, biological process: branched-chain amino acid catabolic process. The transcript has 5 exons. Gene Ontology annotation, cellular component: mitochondrion.
UGCGACCUCUGCCCGCUCCCAAGAUGGCGGCGGCGCUCCGGUGCUGACGCCGCCGGUCACUUCCGGCCGGGGAGCGGCCAUGGGGCGGCGGGGCCGGCCCGGCCGGGGGCUCCGAGGGGCUCCCUCCCGCCGCCGUCAGAUCCUGAAACUGAAAGGUGAUGUCCUGACACCUGGGAGCACGACAGACCUGGAAUGACUGGGGAGAAGCUGCUUUGCUUGGCCAUCCCUGAUCUUGCGUGCCCAUUGAAAGGUGCCAGCACUUGCAGUCUGCUUGCUCAAGGCUGGAAGGCUGGGCCUGGAUCUGCUCUGUACCUUUGAGGGAGACCUGGGCCUCUCCUGCCUGCCCCCAAGGAGCCAUGGAGGACAAACGCAACAUCCCCAUCAUCGAGUGGGAGCACCUGGACAAAAGGAAAUUCUACGUGUUUGGCAUUUGCAUGACCAUGAUGAUCCGGGUGAGCGUUUACCCCUUCACGCUCAUCCGCACGCGGCUGCAGGUUCAGAAGGGCAAGAGCCUCUACAACGGGACCUUCGAUGCCUUUGUGAAAAUCCUGCGGACAGAAGGGGCGGCCGGGCUGUACCGAGGCUUCCUGGUGAACACCUUCACCCUGAUCUCAGGGCAGUGCUACGUGACCACGUACGAGCUCACGCGCAAGUACGUCUCGCGCUACAACAACAACAACGCCGUCAAGUCCCUGGUGGCUGGAGGCUCGGCCUCCCUGGUGGCCCAGAGCAUCACGGUGCCCAUCGAUGUCGUCUCCCAGCACCUCAUGAUGCAGAGGAAAGGGGAAAGCAUGGGCAGGUUCAAGGUGCAGAACCAAGAUGGCAAGCGUCUGCUGGUCUUUGGCCAAACCAAGGAUAUCAUUGUACAGAUUUUCAAGGCUGAUGGUUUUAGAGGUUUCUACCGGGGUUAUGUGGCCUCGCUGCUCACUUAUAUUCCCAACAGUGCAGUCUGGUGGCCCUUCUACCACUUCUAUGCUGAACAGCUUUCGAGUUUGACUCCUAAAGACUGUCCCCACCUCCUUCUGCAAGCGAUAUCGGGGCCCCUUGCAGCUGCCACAGCCUCCACUCUCACCAACCCCAUGGAUGUGGUGAGGGCUCGGGUCCAGGUGGAAGGCAAGAGCUCCAUCAUUCUCACCUUCAAACAGCUCAUUGCAGAGGAAGGUCCCUGGGGGCUGACCAAAGGCCUCUCUGCCCGCAUCAUUUCGGCCACUCCUUCCACCAUCGUCAUCGUGGUGGGCUAUGAAACGCUGAAGAAGCUGAGCCUGCGCCCAGAGCUGGUGGACUCAAGGCACUGGUAGAGGCAGCUGGGGGAGGAGAACCUUCCUGUGAACUCUCUGAGUUUGGACUCUUGCAGGGGAGAGCCUGGGAUGCGACGCAGCUGCUGCGCCUUUGUCUCUGGCUGGUUUCACAGCACAAGGCAGAUGCAAAAGCAACUGCACUUCACCUCUUUAGAUCUGAGUGUCAUGCAAUGGUUCUGCUGCUGGUUUCGCUUCAACUGUGACCUUUGGCAGUGCUCUUUGCCUGGAACAGUCCAUUCCAGGUGUGUGAAUGCAUCCUGGCAAGUUAGUAAUUCCUUUUUUUUUUUAAAUUAAAGACUUACUGGCUUAAGCAAAAAGCCAGUUUAUUCUCUUUAAAUUAUUUUCAUCUUUGCCAAACUUCCAAGGAGUCUCACAGCCUUCAGCAGGACCCUCUGCUGGGACGUCUCUAGUGGCAGUUGUGCUGUGGGAAGCUGGAAGCAGAAAAUAGACAAGUGACUUUCUCCAAUUACCUGCUUUUAUUUCUAGAAGAUGUGAGACAAGAGUAACCUGGAACCACUUCAGACCUGAUUUCCUGCGUUUUGAAUAGAUCUACAUACUUGUUUUGUAUAUUCUUGGAAAAUGUUCCCUGUCUCUCAUCCUCCAAACAGCAAGCUGGCUGAUAGCAAGUGGGGAGCUGAGCUGGCUGUUUGGAAUUAGCUGAUGGCAGUUUUGACACCUAACCUGUGUUUUUAAUCUGUUGUAAUUUAAUUUUUUUUAUUCUAGGGAAGCUUAUUCUAAUUUCUGGGGAACUGAAUGGUUGUCCUGUGGCCUCGUUCAGUGUGUCAAUCCUGCAUGUUCAGAGUGGCUGUGGCCACUUCCCACCUUAGUUAGUUUAAGCCCAGAAAUGCAGUUUGGAAGUGUUUGAUCGUGGUGCUGCCAGCAGCUGGAUGAGAACUGAAUGGGCUUUGAGCUACAAUUAGAUGGGACGUGGGGAAGGAAAAACCUUGUGCUGGCUUUUGAUCCGGUUCAAACCUGACAGGCAUGUCUAUAUUGAAUAAGAAGUGAUGGUUCACUUCAUGAGUUUAAAUUCUGCUCUUCCAGUUUGGGAAGGGCAAGGAUAAUGUUUUGCACAAUUGCUGGAUCAGAAGCCUGAGCUAUGGUCUGUGUAUUUUACCAGGUGAAAACUUCAGGGGAAUGAAACCAGAG